Messenger RNA from Eremomyces bilateralis CBS 781.70, 5225 nucleotides. Its product is annotated as multidrug resistance-associated protein 1. The record is from RefSeq and is a predicted model, not a curated record. NCBI's taxonomy places the organism in Eukaryota, Fungi, Ascomycota, Dothideomycetes, Eremomycetales, Eremomycetaceae. Gene Ontology annotation, cellular component: membrane. Gene Ontology annotation, biological process: transmembrane transport. Gene Ontology annotation, molecular function: ABC-type transporter activity; ATP hydrolysis activity; ATP binding. The coding region runs from base 154 to 4776 and encodes 1540 amino acids. The transcript is spliced from 10 exons.
GUAUUUCAUAAGCAAUAGAUUGGCCGCCUUGACUACCGCAACUAACGAUUCUGAGUAUUAUUAUUCUUCUUUUCACCUCUCUUCUCCUUCUGACUGUAUUUCGACAUCUUCUCUUUACCGUGAAGUCGUCGAUAUUCGUCUAGCCCUUCUCCAAUGACCGCGUUUAGCGACCUCCAGACUCCGUUUGGCUCCGGUCUAUCGUCGUCCCCCCGCCCUCUCGACCCCGACAGGUUCUAUCACCGUCUAUCCCAGCCGCUAUGCGGUAACAUUGAGGGCUGGGGCCCUCUGAGUCCGUUCCGAUGGGACCUCACGCCAUGCUUCCUGGAUGUUUGGCUCGCGGUGGUUGCGCUGGGAGGGAUACUUGGGGGCGCGGGAACUGUCUGGUGGAUGGUGAAGACGCAGCCUACCCAGCCUGUGAAGCGGGAUUGGCACUUCUUUGCGAAACUGACGGUCAUUGCUGCGCUCCUUGCGGUCCUCUUCGUGACGUUGGGCCUGCAAGUUCGAAUAUACGGUGCUGUCUUUGUCGGAGACAUUCGAUUCUGGACCACCUUGCUCUGGAUUCUAUCCGCUGGAGUCAUCUUUGCGGUGCAAUACAUUGAGCAUUGGAGACUCCGCUACCCUCAUGGCUCCGUCCUUCUCUACUGGCUCUUCCUCCUGAUCGUCAUUUCGAUUAAACUCCGCUCCCUCGUCGCUCGCGAGAUUUACCGAACCAACCUUCCCUACUUCAUCGUAUUUUGCAUAGCCGUCGGGCUUUCUGCAACCGAGUUCGUCUUAGAAUGGCUGGUACCCAAGAGAUUGUCGGCGUACGACGCGUUGGGCGACGAGGACGAAUGCCCCUUCGAAUACGCGACGAUCUUUUCGGCGUUGACCUUUAACUGGAUGACGCCAUUGAUGAAAGCGGGAUAUCAAACCUUCCUCACACAGGACGACCUUUGGAACCUUCGCAAAUCGGACACAACGAAAAUGGCCUCCAAUACCUUUGAACGGGCGUGGAAGCUGGAGUUGGAGCACAAACGCCCGUCGCUAUUCAUGGCGCUCGCCCGGGCAUUUGGAGGACCGUACCUUGCCGCUUCGGGGUUCAAAAUCUGCAGUGAUGUCCUGCAAUACGUCCAGCCCCAGCUGUUGGGCCUGUUGAUUGAUUUCGUGGAGUCCUACGACCACGUCGACGACCACGUCGACGACCGCCAACCGACCGCUCGGGGCGUCGCGAUCGCGCUGGCGAUGUUCGCCGUGUCUGUGGUGCAGACCACCGCGCUUCACCAAUAUUUCCAGCGAUCGUUUGAGACGGGAAUGCGGAUUCGCUCGUCAUUGACGGCGGCAAUCUACUCGAAAUCCAUGCGACUCUCCAACGAAGGUCGAGCGUCCAAAUCUACCGGCGACAUUGUGAACUAUAUGGCCGUGGAUGCGCAGCGUCUCCAGGAUCUUACGCAGUUUGCACAGCAGCUCUGGUCCGCCCCGUUCCAAAUCGUUCUCUGCAUGGUAUCUUUGUAUAGAGUCGUUGGAUUCAGUAUGUUUGCCGGCGUUGCUGUCAUGGUCGUGAUGGUCCCGGUCAAUGCGUUCAUCGCUCGGGUGAUGAAGCGCUUUCAAAAGGUGCAAAUGAAGAACAAGGAUGCGAGAACACGGAUGACCACUGAGAUCUUGAACAACAUGAAAAGUAUCAAACUGUACGCGUGGUCAUCCGCCUUCCUGAAGAAGCUCAAUGUUAUUCGAAACGACCAAGAGUUGGUGACACAGCGGAAGAUUGCAUUUGCGCAGGCCUUUGCUAACUUUACAUGGUCCUCGACGCCCUUCAUAGUGUCUUGCGUGACCUUUGGAGUCUUCGUACUUGUUGAAGACAAGCCGCUUACUGUCCGAAUCGUCUUCACAGCACUCACUCUCUUCAAUCUCCUCACUUUCCCGCUUUCGAUCCUCCCCAUGGUUAUCACUCAGGUUGUGGAAGCAACUGUGGCCGUCGGGCGACUCACGGAUUUUUUCGUCGCGGAAGAACUGCAGCCGGAUGCUGUGAGAGUUGAGCCUGCGGUUGAGGACGGGGGUGAUGAAAGCGUGCGUAUCCGCGACGCGACUUUUACAUGGAACAAGAAUGAGCCGCAGAACACGCUUACAGAUAUUAAUUUCUCCGCUAAUAAGGGGGACCUCGUAUGCGCUGUGGGCCGCGUGGGUGCGGGUAAAUCGUCCCUUCUGCAAUCUGUCCUCGGAGGUCUCUGGAAAGUGAACGGAGAGGUCAUCGUGCGAGGCACGACGGCCUACGUGGCACAGACGGCCUGGGUGAUGAAUGCAUCGGUCCGAGAGAACAUUGUUUUCGGAUAUAAGUGGGAUCCGACGUUCUACCAGAAGACCGUCAAAGCCUGUGCUUUGGUGGAUGAUUUCAAGACUCUUCCCGAUGGCGAUCAGACGGAGGUUGGCGAGCGCGGGAUUUCAUUGUCCGGCGGACAAAAGGCACGUCUAACUUUGGCGCGUGCAGUCUACGCAAGGGCAGAUAUCUACUUGCUUGACGAUGUUCUGUCGGCGGUGGACCAGCAUGUUGGACGACAUUUGAUUGAGAACGUGCUAGGCUCGAACGGCCUACUGGCUGGCAAAACUAGGAUAUUGGCGACGAACUCCAUCCCAGUGCUCAAGGAGGCGGAUUUCGUCGUUCUCUUACGGGAAGGCAGGAUCAUCGAACGAGGAUCGUACUCGCAACUGAUGGCUAUGAAAGGUGAAAUAUCCAAUCUAAUCCGGACAGCUCUUGACGGAGACCGGGGUGUGGAAAGCGGGUCAAUGAGCCCCGACAGCGAAGAGACGUAUGUCUCCGGCGCAUCCUCGGACGAAGACAACGACGAACUCGAGGCCAGCCAGGAAGGGGUCGGACAGCUCACAUCUAUACGAGUGGGUGCAAGCAGGCUGCGGAAGUCGAGUAUGGCGACACUGCGUCGGGCCAGUUCUGCAAGCUUCCGUGGCCCACGCGGGAAAUUGGCUGACGAGGAGGGGGGCCUCAAGAGCAAACAAAACAGCGAAACCUCCGACCAGGGGAAGGUCAAGUGGUCGGUCUACCUCGAGUAUGGCAGAACCUGCAACUGGGUUGCGGUUUCUGUGUAUCUCGUCAUGCUCGUCGGUGCGCAGACGGCCAACAUUGGUGGAAGCGUCUGGCUCAAGCGAUGGGCCGAGAUGAACGGAAAGACCGGCAGGAAUCCGGAGGUCGGCAAGAAUAUUGCCAUCUACUUCGCUUUUGGCAUCGGCUCCUCCGCGUUGGUGGUUCUACAGUCGUUGAUUCUCUAUGUCUUCUGUUCCAUCGAGGCGUCGCGCAAGCUGCACGAGAAGAUGGCGUACGCCAUUUUCAGAUCCCCAAUGAGCUUCUUUGAGACCACACCAGCUGGCCGAAUUCUCAAUCGCUUCUCCAGCGACAUAUAUCGUGUGGAUGAAAUUCUUGCUCGCGUGUUUAAUAUGCUGUUUGUGAACUUUGCUAGAGCCGCGUUCACACUCGCUGUGAUCUCCGUGUCGACGCCAGCCUUCAUCGCGCUUAUCGUCCCCCUAGGCGCCCUCUAUCUCUAUGUGCAACGGUACUACCUGAGGACGUCUCGCGAACUGAAACGGCUGGACAGCAUCAGCCGGAGCCCCAUCUAUGCACACUUCCAGGAAUCGCUCAACGGUCUUAGCACCAUACGCGCGUACCGCCAACAGAAACGAUUCUCAGUCGAGAACGAAUGGCGGGUGGACGCCAAUGUGCGCGCGUACUUUCCUUCCAUUAGCGCGAACAGGUGGCUGGCAAUUCGAUUGGAAUUCAUCGGAUCGGUGAUCAUUUUAGCUGCAGCGGGCUUUUCGAUCAUCUCCGUCUCAAGCGGCAGUGACCUCUCAGCCGGUUUGGUUGGUUUGGCGAUGUCAUAUGCUCUGCAGAUCACACAAUCCCUGAAUUGGAUCGUGAGGCAGACGGUGGAAGUCGAGACGAACAUCAUUUCGGUAGAACGAAUCCUGGAGUAUGCGAACCUACCCAGCGAAGCGCCAGAUGUGAUCAUGAAGAACCGACCCCCGAUCAGUUGGCCUUCGCAGGGAGCCGUCUCUUUCAAACACUACAGCACAAGGUACCGACCAGGCUUGGACCUGGUUUUGAAAGAUAUUAACCUCAACUUCAAAUCCCAUGAGAAGAUUGGUGUGGUCGGAAGGACCGGCGCAGGCAAAAGCUCGCUGACCCUUGCGCUCUUCCGUAUCAUCGAGGCCGCUGAAGGAAAUAUUAGCAUCGAUGGCUUGAAUACCGGCUCGAUUGGACUUUUGGAUCUGCGGCGGCGUCUUGCCAUCAUUCCACAAGAUGCGGCACUCUUUGAAGGGACGGUUCGUGACAAUCUCGAUCCUGCACAUGUGCAUGAUGAUACCGAGAUCUGGAGUGUUCUAGAUCAUGCCCGUUUGAAGGAACAUGUUUCUAAAAUGACCGGCCAGCUUGAUGCACCCAUUUACGAAGCGGGGUCAAAUCUUAGCCAAGGACAGCGGCAACUUAUAUCUCUUGCGCGCGCACUUCUAACGCCAAGCAAUAUUCUGGUCUUGGAUGAAGCAACGGCUGCAGUAGAUGUUGAAACCGAUCAGAUGCUGCAAACGACUCUUCGCAGCAAUACCUUCAAGGACCGGACCAUCAUCACCAUUGCACAUCGGAUCAAUACCAUCUUGGAUUCCGAUCGCAUUGUUGUUCUAGAUCAGGGUCGCGUGGCAGAGUUUGACACUCCUUCAGAGCUCGUCAGGCAAAAGGGACUGUUCUACGAGUUGGUGAAAGAAGCAAAUCUUCUGUCGACACUGGCGUCCAUGGAGGGAUAAACGAGGUGCUUCUUUUCCCCGUCACCGGGUCACCGGGUCACCGGGACCCAAGGGUGAAAUCGCAGCAGCAAGUGGAAACCCAUGUGGCAGCGGCUGUUUCCCUUGGGCUUUCCAGCGGAGACGGAGCUUCCCUAAGCCCUAAUCGCGAACAGAUACAUCUUGGGAUGAAAGGGUUGCGUGGCUGAUGCACCUUGUUGCUGGAAAUAAAAUAGGAAAUAGAUUGGCGAUGUUCAGGCUUGAUACUUGCCUUGGCGGCUAUCGCACCGACUCCCAGGACCAGUGCUAUGCCACAUGCAAUCCAGCAGGAUCGCAAAUGGGCCAAAAAUAUGUAUAUCGCGAACGGAAACCUGGCUCCUGGAAAAGGGGGCGGAAUUCAUAGACGCUCCACAAUAGAUCUAGAUGCUCCGCGGAUUCGCUACGUACUCCUUUCUCCUCACUCUUGUGGAGAC